Messenger RNA from Fimicolochytrium jonesii, 2069 nucleotides. RefSeq lists its product as uncharacterized. The coding region runs from base 121 to 1854 and encodes 577 amino acids. Lineage: Eukaryota; Fungi; Chytridiomycota; Chytridiomycetes; Spizellomycetales; Powellomycetaceae. The record is from RefSeq and is a predicted model, not a curated record. Gene Ontology annotation, biological process: signal transduction; regulation of GTPase activity. The transcript is spliced from 8 exons. Gene Ontology annotation, cellular component: cytoplasm.
CAAAAUAGCACCAAUCCACCCCAACCCGACCUCCCACCACAAACAAACAUCAACCCGUUCGUCUUCCAACCCAACCUCCCACCACAAACAAACAUUAACCCGUUCGUCUUCCAACCCAACAUGACUGUCUCCGUCAUGGAACGGGUCGCCUCUAUUGAAAAGCAGCUGUGCGAUCGUUCUUUGUUCCGCAAGCAGACCGCCGUUGCUGCUCCUGAAACAGUGUUACAGCUUGCUGUUCACCCUCUUUCCACCACCGCCGAUAUGGUUGCUGGAGCUGCAGAGCCUGGCCCCAUUUCGUCAAUCGUACCACCGUUUCCUGCCGCCCCUGCUCCCAUCGUCGAGAUGGUAGCUUGUGACGCUAAGGCCAGCCCCGCCCCGGCGUUCGGUCCACUCCUCGCUGCUCCGCUCCGUCCCACCGAAGAAACGGUUGCUAAUGCUGCAGAGCCUUGCCCCGUUUCGGCCGUGAUACGAGCCCCUUUAGUCUUGACCAAAGAGGAGCGAUUCGCCGACAUCUUCUCGAGCUGCCCGGCCUGGAUGUUUUAUUACGAUGGCCCGUCCACCACCACGGUCAUCAAGUCAUGCUUGUCCGACGGCGAGGAUGCCCACCCUGCUGACACUGAGAGCACCGAAGAAGCGGUUGCUAAUGCUGCAGAGCCUUGCCCCGGUUCGGCUGUGAUACAAGCCCCUUUGGUCUUGACCAAAGAGGAGCAAUUUGCCGACAUCUUCUUAGCGAGCUGGCCGGCCUGGAAGUUCUCUUACGAUGGCCCGUCCACCACCACUGCCAUCGAGUCGUGCUUGUCCGACGGCGAGGAUGCCCACCCUGCUGACACUGAGGUCAAGAGCAGCCACGCGAACUGCCUGGAGUCGGUGGUAGAUUCGGCCCGCCCCACUACCACCAUUCUCGAGCCCGCCACCGCUCCUGCUCAAGCGGUCGCGCCUGCCCCAGAAGUCCAUGUGGGAGCUACCGUGACGUCUGCCACGGCAGCAACGUCCCCCGGUCUUCUCCCAGGUUCGCCAUCGUCGCCGGCCAGCACCACCCGCAUACUGAAGCUCAAGGGUGUGGCAGCGGUUCUGAAAAAGGCAAAGAAGGUCAAGAAGGCCAUCGCGGGUCUGUUCCGCAAGACCCGAGUCGUUGUCCCACCGCCGCCGGUCUACGUUCCAUUCGGGACCGUUCCAGAAAAAGAACCCGUGUACUUCGGUGCUAACCUGGAGGACAUACUAAAGACAUACGGAACCGAAAACGACAUCGCGGAAACCCGCGAAAAGAUCCCCGGCUUCUUCCGGGACUUGGUCCAGGGAAUCAAGACCCCGGUUCGCGUGAAAGAUACCACCGACGAAUUCGUCUCUCCCCUCGAGUUCGACGGAUUCCUGCGGGAGGGCGUCGCAAAGUCAUCAGUCGACUUCGUGAAGGCAGCGCUGGAGCGCGGGGAGCCUCUCCCGUAUUCGUCCUCCCCCGUCACGAACGACACUGUAAACGCCCCGGUCUUGGGAGCUGUGCUGAAGGCAUUUUUGAGGGAGAUGGAAGAACCCUUGUUGACGCGAGAAGGAUAUGAUCGUUGGAUGGCCAUCGCAAACGAUCCCGACUGUUCCGACAACGAAGCGAAGUUGUCCAAGAUCAAGGACCUCCUAUCCGAGCUGCCGACCGCACACUACGUCAUUGCGCAAGAGGUCUUCGCCCUCCUAUCCAUGAUCGAAAACCACCACAAGAAGAACAGGAUGACCGCCACUAACCUCGCCACCGUGGUGGGGCCGAAUAUCCUCCGCAACGGAGGAAUCCCGAUCCCCGGCGACAUGAAAGGGAUGGUGGCAAUCAUUGCUUUCUGCAUUGAAAACGCCAAGGAGCUCUUUAACUGAUCAGCAUUAGAAAACGAGAACGCGAGUGGCAGGCGUCGACGCGACAGGGAGAGGGGGAUAGUGACCUGCCAACGCCCACCAUGUACUGGGUCUAAGACGUAUUCAGGCCCCCAAGUUACUUUGUACCUUAUUAGAGAGCUUGAGUUCCAGCUCGGGUUGAAGUUGACUAGAAAAUACACAAGUUAUCUUUUCCUUAAUCGAUAGCCUAACUAGGG